Conger conger (European conger) is the source of this 2494-nucleotide messenger RNA. RefSeq names its product tripartite motif-containing protein 16-like. The coding region runs from base 786 to 2447 and encodes 553 amino acids. The record is from RefSeq and is a predicted model, not a curated record. The transcript is spliced from 6 exons. NCBI's taxonomy places the organism in Eukaryota, Metazoa, Chordata, Actinopteri, Anguilliformes, Congridae. Gene Ontology annotation, molecular function: zinc ion binding; protein binding.
UAGACCUUAUUAUGUAUAUCUUUAUUUCUUAUUUUUUUGUGUGUGUUAGUAUAAAAGAACACAUUUGAGAUCUACAAAUAUUCAUUUUCCAAAAUAUUUAAUUCUACACAGACAUUUUUGUAUUUAAUUUUUAAAAGUAGCAUAUUACUGUCAGCAAUUUACUACUUUUUACAUUAAAACUUGAUCAAGGCUGUCUGAGAUCAGAAGGAAUGUCAGAACCAGAAGAACUGUGACAAGUUAUCCAACAUGCUUAGAACAACCUCCCUGCUGAUUGUCUUAGCCAACGCUGUCCUGCAGUUCUAUAUCUCAGAGAAGUGAUGUAGUUUUAACGGCGAAGGCUGGUCACAAAAAAUAUUGAUUUAAUUCAGUUUUUAACUAUUCUGCCAAAUUAUAAAAAUUUUAUGAGUAAUGUAUGGUACAUUCAUUUAGGACCUUUCAUUGAAUUCUUUUUGAAAUAAUCUUAUCUCUACAGAAUGUUAUAAAAGUGCCAAAGACUUUUGCACAGAACUAUAAAUUAUUGGGCUUUUUAAGUAAUGAGGAGCCGAAGUUGGUCUAAAAUCCAGAAACAGAUAUCACCCUGUCGCAUGCAGGCCUGUGUUUGUGUGAUAUUUAUGAGUAAAUCUCUACUCUGCUCUUGCUCUUCAGCCUGGCCUCCAUCCUGCUCCACACCUGCUGCAGCUAUGAGCAGAACGAGGAAGUUACUCCCACUCUCUCUGUUACGCAAUUUAUGAGAAACAAAACAAAAGUGUCAGUCAGUGUGAGCGUCAGUCAGUGUGAGCAGUGAAAUGGCUGAAGGUGGAAUUUUACUGGAUCAUGAACAGUUCAGCUGUGUGAUCUGUCUGGAUUUGCUGAAAGAUCCAGUGACUAUUCCCUGUGGACACAGUUACUGUCGGGGCUGUAUUAAGGGCUGCUGGAAUCAAGAUGAUCAUACUGGUGUCUACAGCUGUCCCCAGUGCAGAACGACCUUCACUCCCAGGCCUGUUCUGAGCAGAAACACUCUGCUGGCUGAAGUUGUUGAGAAACUGAAGAAGACAGGUCUCCAAGCUGCUCCUUCUGCUCUCUGUUACGCUGGACCUGGAGAUGUGGUGUGUGAUGUCUGCACUGGGAGAAAGCGCAAAGCCGUCAAGUCCUGUCUGGUUUGUUUAGCAUCUUACUGUGAAACUCACCUCAAACUUCACAAUGAGCUCAACCCAGGAAACACACAUAAUAUCAUCAAUGCUACUGGACAUCUGCAGGACAAUAUUUGCCCUCAACAUAAAAAACUGUUGGAGAUUUACUGUCGUACCGAUCAGCAGUGCAUCUGUCUGCUGUGUGUGAUCGAUGAACACAGAGGCCAUGAUAGUGUCUCAGCUGCAGUAGAAAGGACUGAGAAACAGAAGCAGCUGGGGGUGACACAGACUAAAUUCCAGCAGAGACUCCAGGAGAGAGAUAAGGAGCUGCAGGAUCUGAGACAGGCUGUGCAGUCACUCAAGCGCUCUGCACAGACAGCAGUGGAGGACAGUGAGAGGAUCUUUACUGAGAUGAUCCGCUCCAUUGAGAGAAGGUGCUCUGAGGUGAAAGAGCUGAUCAGAGAUCAGGAGAAGGCUGAAGUGAGUCGGGCUGAAGGACUCCUGGAGCGACUGGAGCAGGAGAUUGCUGAGCUGAGGAGGAGAGACGCUGAGCUGGAGCAGCUUUCACACACAGAGGAUCACAUCCAUUUCCUCCAGAGUUGUCAGUCUCUCUGUGUCUCCCCUGAACCUGGAGACUUACCCAGCAUCACUGGCAGUCCACACGUCUCUUUUGAGGCUGUGAGGAAAUCUGUCUCUGGACUGAAAGAUCGAUUUGAGGACGUCUGCAAGGUGGAACUGGCCAACAUUGCUGAAUCAGUGAAAGAAGCCCAUACUGUAGAGCCCAGGACCAAAGAGGAUUUCUUACAGUAUUCCUGUCAGCUCACAUUGGACCCCAACACAGUGAAUAAAUGCCUCCAUCUGUCUGAGGGGAACAGAGAGGUGACCUAUGUGAAUGGGAUCCAGUCAUAUCCUGAUCAUCCAGAGAGAUUUGAGGGAAAAGCCCAAGUGCUGUGCAGAGAGGGUGUGUCUGGAUGCUGUUACUGGGAGGCUGAGUGGAGUGGGAGUGGUCAGGUUGGUAUAGCAGUGUCAUAUAAACAGAUCAGCAGGAAAGGAAAUGGUCUGGACUGUGCACUGGGAUUUAAUGACAAGUCCUGGAGACUGGCCUGCUCUCCCUCCAGAUACUCUUUCUGGCACAAUAAAAAGGACACUGAAAUCCCUUUUUCACCCUCCUCCAGAAUUGGAGUGUACCUGGAUCACAGGGCAGGAACUCUGUCCUUCUACAGUGUCUCUGACACCAUGACCCUCCUGCACAGAGUCCAGACCACAUUCACUCAGCCCCUCUAUCCUGGGUUUUGGUUUUCUCGUGGAUCCUCUGUAAAACUGUGUGAUCUGGUAUGAGGGGGAGAAAUUCAUAUUCAGCAGUCAUCAAAUCAAAAAGGGAAAUU